AUGCCGUUCAAGCAGCACGGCCGUCAGUACGACCUCGUCGUGCUGGGUGCCACCGGCUAUACCGGCCGGUUCGUAGCCGAGCACGUUGCUGGCCAUCUCCCGACGAACCUCAAAUGGGCCGUUGCCGGACGCUCAGAGGCGAAGCUUCAGGCCAUCAUCGAAGAGUGUGCCAAGAUCAAUGCGGACAGGCUUCCACCGAGCAUUGAGAUUGCCAAUGUCGACAGCGUGGCCGAGCUGCAAGCCCUCGCAGAGAAGGCCUUUGUCGUCAUCACCACUGUCGGCCCGUACUGCAUGUACGGCGAAAAGGUGUUCAAGGCAUGCGCUGACUCGGGCACCCACUAUCUGGACUGCACCGGCGAGACGCCGUGGGUGGCCCGCAUGAUCAGGCGAUAUGAGGAAACGGCACGCAGCACCGGGGCCAUCAUGCUUCCCCAGACUGGCGUCGAGUCGGCGCCCCCCGACCUGUGUACGUGGGCGCUCGCCCGCUUCCUGCGGGCCAAGCUCGACGCGCCCACGAGCGACGUCGUCAUCUCCCUUCACAACCUCAGCUCUGCCCCUUCGGGUGGCACUCUCGCCACCGUCCUGAGCAUCUUUGACUACUUUUCCCUCGACGAGCUGCGCGCUUCGAGCAAGCCUUACGCCUCGUCCCCCAUCCCGCACCCGGAGAAGGCUCGGCCGACCCCGACCCUGCUGCAGAGAUGGUUGGGCGUGUGUAACGUUCCCAACCUCGGCGUGCUAACCACGUCCAUCGCCGGCCGCACCGACGUCCCCGUCGUGGAGCGCUCAUGGGGCCUGCUGUCCCAGAUUCCCUCUCGCAAAGACCAAUUCUACGGGCCUCGGUUCAACUGGGUUGAGUACUACAAGCCGCGCAACUGGCUGCACGGUAUCCUUGUACACUUGGGGCUUGUAUUUGGCACCGCGAUGCUCGCCCUCUUCCCGCCCGUGCGUACCUUGGUGAAAAGAUUUGUUUACCAGCCGGGUGAGGGCCGGACCAAAGAGGAGAUGGCCAAGGAGGAGAUCGAAUACCGCGGCGUCGCCACGCCGGACACGCCGACUGCGGCAGGCAAGCAGGCGUACUGCAGAGCCUGGUUCCACGGCAGCAUGUACUACCUAACGGCCGUGUUCCUGGCGCAAGGAGCGCUGACACUGUUGGAGGACGACGUCGAGCUCGAAGGUGGAGUAUACACGCCGGCUUGCCUUGGGCAAGGCUUCGUCGACCGCGCCAACACGGCGGGCUUCAAGAUCGAUGUCAAGAUGAUUCAAAACUAA
This is a messenger RNA of Purpureocillium lilacinum, 1269 nucleotides long. RefSeq lists its product as uncharacterized. The record is from RefSeq and is a predicted model, not a curated record. Gene Ontology annotation, cellular component: mitochondrion; plasma membrane; lipid droplet. Lineage: Eukaryota; Fungi; Ascomycota; Sordariomycetes; Hypocreales; Ophiocordycipitaceae. Gene Ontology annotation, biological process: glycolipid biosynthetic process.